GGCUAGCCAACAUUAGCUGCAGAGCCGAGUGCUACAUGCAGCUGUGCAUUUGAUAUUAGACACCUUGCUAGUUGUUAUUUAUUUUCCCGGUAUACUAUUUAGAGCAAGUCGACCUUUAUGUGAGUUAUAGCAUCUUCUAAGUAGCGCAAUAAAUGUUGUGAACUUAAACGACCGCGCGCCCGAAGGUUGCUAAUCUUAUGCCUAACGUAGUUCCUGGUGCUACGCUGGGGGUCAUUCGCUAGUCUGCCGGCUUAUAGACAGGGAAAUGAAAUGCAUGAGUCGUACCGAGGGUCCCCCCAGCAGCUGCUGCUUGUCAUUCUGCUGAAGCCUCUAGUUAAGCAGGUGUGAAUGACAGACGUGGUGCCCUCUGUGCUCAGUGAGAUCAAGCUCCGCCUGCUUUGCCGCGAUGACAUAGACAGCAUCAAGCUGCUGUGUGGUGAUUGGUUCCCCAUCGAGUACCCGGACUCAUGGUAUCACGACAUCACCUCAAACAAGAAAUUCUUCUCCCUGGCUGCCACCUUCAGAGGUAGCAUCGUAGGAAUGAUUGUGGCCGAAAUAAAAGGCAGAACGAAAGUGCACAAAGAGGAUGGAGACAUCCUGGCCUCUAGCUUUCCUGUCGACACUCAGGUCGCAUACAUCUUAAGUCUGGGAGUGGUGAAGGAAUUCCGUAAACAUGGAAUAGGCUCUCUUUUGCUGGACAGUUUGAAGGAGCACAUCUCCACUACGGCUCAGGACCACUGCAAGGCCAUCUACCUGCAUGUGCUGACCACGAACAACACCGCCAUCCACUUUUAUGAGAACAGAUAUUUCAAGCAGCAUCACUACCUGCCCUAUUACUAUUCCAUACGUGGGGUUCUUAAAGACGGCUUUACUUAUGUUCUCUACAUUAAUGGUGGACAUCCUCCCUGGACCAUGUUUGACUAUAUCCAACAUAUUGGCUCCACUCUGGCCAACCUGAGCCCGUGUACCAUUCCUCAGAGGAUUUACCGGCAGGCUCAUAACCUCCUGCGCAGUUUCCUGCCCUGGUCAGGGAUCUCGUCGAAGAGCGGCAUAGAAUACAGCAGGACCAUGUGACCAGGGAGCGGCCAGAGCGGGCGGGCACGUGCUGACCUCGGAAUGGAGUAUUAUUUUUCUUCCUUUUGGAGCCAUCAUUAUUGGCCAUCUGGACCCGUUGGGGGAGUCUCUUGAUGAAAGAAGUCCUGAAUGCACUCUUGCCUCCUCCCUGCUCAAAGACACAGACAAUGUAAUAUACCUGUACAUUAUAUAUACUAAUAUAUGAGCAGAUUUUUUUUUCACUUGCCAUCUGCUUGCAUAGUGCAGAUUUUUUUUCUCUCUCCUUCAGUCAGUAAUGUGCUGCUAUGCAGAGCACCUCUGUAUGCCAUGUCCACGUUUUUAAUGUAGCAUUAGGGCCAUAGACGUACCCAUUUGUUUUUAAAGGAAAAAGUAUCAUAUUUACAGUAGUGAGCGCAUUCCUCAAGGCGCACACACACAUAGCCACCCGUCUGACACGACUGUCAACAGAACCGGAGUAGAGGAAGGCAUCGCUGACGUUCUGCCGACCUUUCCUGUGACAUUUCAUUUCACUGGGUUUCUCCAAAUUCUCUCCAGUCAGCAGCUCAUCGAGAGUGAUGCAUUUGGGACUGGCGAAUGUGUUCGAUACGAAACAAUUUGUCUGUAUGCAAUAUCCUGCAGUUUUUAUUUUGAGAUCACGUUGUGCAGUUAUUUGCAUUUCGUGAUAAUUAUCGCCCUUGUAUAAGGAGAUGCAUGCCAACCUAACAGUACAAGAGUGAAAUGUAAUGCAAUGUCAAACCAGGGAUGUUUAUCUAAGAUACAUGUAUGACUCUCUUAAGGAUACUCCACUGGGAGAUAAUUUAAGGUGUCUUCACUUUGACCGUCUGACAUAGUUUAAUGUAGUUAUGUCACUGCAGACAUAAUGACUUUCAGUGUCUUUAAGAAGAAGAGACCUUGGUUUUAUCCAGCAUUUAUUAUUAAAGUUAACAUUUUAAAAAGAACAUGUUCUUCAAAUACCUUUUAGAAGUUUAUAUUGUCUUGCAUCUGAAAAGUAUAUGGGCAAUGGUUGACAACAUGAUUCAUGUGAACCCAGUGAAAUCUAGCCUGCCUUUCACAGUUAUUUUAGAAUUUGUGGUCACUUUAGUAAGGGUUAAAAGCAUUGGAUGUGUUUGUUUUUCCUUUCUGUGACCCUGUAAUGGGUACCGGGUUGGGAGGUAGAAAAAUGGGUGUUUGAUUCCCCUCCCCGUUAUUAAUUGGUUACAUUUCAGAUGCACUGCAUUGGGUAUGUGUCAUUGUCAUUACACCGUUUGUUUUUAAUGUUGUACAGUAUCCCACGUGUUUUGAUGAUAAUAGAGUUCUGUUGAACACCCUAACCAUUGACUGAUAAAUAUUUUUUGGGUGGGCAA
Molecule: messenger RNA, 2417 nt
Organism: Paramormyrops kingsleyae
Lineage: Eukaryota; Metazoa; Chordata; Actinopteri; Osteoglossiformes; Mormyridae
Gene: naa60
Product: N-alpha-acetyltransferase 60, NatF catalytic subunit
Biological process (GO): N-terminal peptidyl-methionine acetylation
Cellular component (GO): Golgi membrane
Molecular function (GO): protein-N-terminal amino-acid acetyltransferase activity; histone acetyltransferase activity
Source: RefSeq, a predicted model, not a curated record